This is a messenger RNA of Pistacia vera, 1658 nucleotides long. RefSeq lists its product as uncharacterized. Gene Ontology annotation, biological process: lipid metabolic process. The record is from RefSeq and is a predicted model, not a curated record. Gene Ontology annotation, molecular function: triacylglycerol lipase activity. The transcript has 5 exons. Lineage: Eukaryota; Viridiplantae; Streptophyta; Magnoliopsida; Sapindales; Anacardiaceae. Bases 78 to 1490 code for a protein of 470 amino acids.
AAUAUGAAUCUAUUCAGAAGCUAUCAAAUUCAAUACAUUGACACAGCAACUCAUCAUCUUUUCCUUGCUUCCAAGCCAUGGAUGUCGAACCUUUCUGUAGCUGCUAUCUGCAUCUCAAGCCGAAAGAAGCAAGUUUGGUUGAUCUCAUUCUUCUUCUAUUUUCCUCUGAAUUGAAGCGACAAAGGUUUGUCGACUGCCCAGAAAGACACAAUUACAGGAGUUUUGGCUAUCGAUGGCUCAUAUUUAUCUCCGUAAUCGCGCAGAAGGUCCUUUUUUCCUUGAGAAAACCUAUGGCCACAGUAGGAUAUGUGCUCGAGCUGUGGCUAAAUCUCCUGUCGAGCAACGGAGGCUUUUUCAUGCUUUUAAUCAACGGCUUGAAAGGAAAGCUCGUGAAACCAGAUAGAUCAUCUGCAACGUUCACAUCCGUCGUGGGAAAUACUGACAGACGAGUUGAGUUAGACAGUCACAUUAAACCAAAUAAUGACAGGAGAUAUUAUGCGUCAUUGUCCCUCAUGGCCGCUAAAUUUUCAUAUGAGAAUAAAGCUUUCAUCAACAACAUUGUCAAAAAUCACUGGAAUAUGGAAUUCUUGGGGUUCUACAGAUUCUGGAACGAUUACGAGAAACUCUUCUCAACGCAAGCCUUCUUGCUUCAAGAAAAAAGGGUUGACCCUAAUGUAAUCGUAGUCGCUUUUAGAGGCACUGAGCCAUUUGAUGCAAUCGCGUGGUGCACAGAUGUCGAUAUCUCCUGGUAUGAAAUUCAAAACGUGGGUAAAAUACAUAGCGGCUUUAUGAAAGCUCUAGGAUUACAAAAAAAUCGAGGUUGGCCCAAGGAGAUAGACCUAGAAAAUGAGCACCCAUUUGCUUACUAUUCAAUCAGACAAAUGCUGAGAGAAACGCUACAAAAUAACAAGGAAGCAAAGUUUAUAGUAACAGGGCACAGCUUGGGGGGAGCAUUAGCGAUACUGUUUGUGUUUGUGCUAGUGUUCCAUGAAGAGUCAUGGUUACUGGAGAGAUUAGAAGGUGUGUACACAUUUGGGCAACCAAGGGUGGGAGACAAGCAAUUUGGAGAGUUUAUGGAGAAUAACUUAAAUAAGUAUGAGGUGAAUUAUAGGAGAUAUGUUUACUGCAAUGACAUAGUUCCAAGGUUGCCAUAUGAUGAUAGAAGCCUCUUGUUUAAGCACUUCGGGGCUUGCUUCUAUUACAAUAGUUUCUACCAAGGGAAGGUUACAAAGGAGGAGCCGAACAAGAACUACUUCUCUUUGUUAUGGGCACUACCCAAGUACGUAAAUGCAGUUUGGGAACUGAUACGAGGUUUUGUUCUGCCUUACAUAGAGGGUCCAGAUUAUAGGGAGGGUUGGUUUUUGAGGUUCUUUAGAGUUAUUGGGUUGGUGAUUCCUGGAUUAUCAGCUCAUGGGCCUCAAGAUUACGAUAAUGCUACCCGAUUGGGCUCCCUAACGUCGCCUCUCCAAGCCCAAGAUCUCAUUCAGUGACUCCAUCCAACUUGUAACAAAAUUUGGACAAAAUGUGAAAAGACACGCCAGUCCGCCACAGUACAUGUUCGUGUCGCUUACAAGGAACAUUUAUACUGGAGAUGUUUUAGCUAUUACAGAUAAGUUUACCCCUUUAAGAGUGAGUUUAUCAGGAGUUUUCAUAUAAUC